GGGCCCACUCUUCCUGUAUCUUCCUUCGACCAUGUGGAUCUGCAGGCUCCUAGCUCAACCGGUUCCCCUGCUUGACUGAUUUUUCAAGAUCGUCAUCAUUUGUUUUGAGGGUCAAGUCUCAAACAUUACUCACACAUACCCAGCACCCUCAAGAGGCAAAAGUCCCUGAAUGAUAGAAGUGCAGCAUGCAACACUGAGGCAUACCACACUAUAACCACUACUGUCCUAUGUACAGUAACACACAUGACACCAUUUACCAAGGCAUGAUUGCAGCAGUUUCUGAUUAGAGAUUGCCAGGCAUCUCAAUACUUCUUAUCCAAUAUCUAUUUACACACCAGGAUGAGAUUCUUCUUAGAAGGUGAUAGAAGGUGUGUUGUUGAGUGACCCCCUGCCCAGCUACACACCUCUCAGUGGCAGCACCUGCAGCCCCCUCACAGCUCCUGCACAGACAGCGCCCUUCACCACACCUCCCGCCUCCCCACAGAAUGCUAAUUUCCUACCAGCUCAGAGCACCACAGUGCUUCCUCCCUCAUUUGAAAACAUGGCAGCAAGUGGUGUGGGUGAGAGCUAUCAUCCAGUGCUGCAUCACUGGUUCUACUGUGCAGAGCCUCAGGGAUGGAAACCCUUCACCUUCUCUGACUCCUUCAAUCUUGAGGAAGCUUUUAUGCAAGGGAGCUCCGAACCCGUGGCAACAGAAGGUGGGCGCCAUGACGUGUAUAUUCAGGAACGUGUGCGGAAGCCAGUCUACUGGGAAGAGUGUGAGCCUAAGGCAGUACGGCGGUGCAGCUGGUUCAAGAAGAGUGCCCUGGACCAGCACCCCCAGCCCUACACAGAGGAGCAGUCGGCACUCCUGGAGGAGGAGUAUCGUACCUGUGUCACCAGUGGACAGUGGCACAGACAAGUGAACCUUCCUGAUGGAGACAAAGUCAUGAUUCACUCCCCUCGAGCAAUCAUCCAUUAUGUUGGUGCUGGGCUGGAAGGGGAAUUUCCCACUUCUGUGUCUGUUAAUGGGUCACAGGCACCACUCACUGUGCGCAGAGGAACAGAAGACUUUGAGAUAGAGGAUGGAGAAUGUGAACAGGUGGACCACUUGUUGUUUUUGGUGCAUGGUAUUGGCUCUGUGUGUGAUCUUCGGUUCAGGGCAGUGGAGCAGUGCGUUGAUGAUUUCCGAAAACUGGGCCAGAAUUUACUUUCAACUCACUUCAAGCAAUCAAAAGAAAUGGGGGAGAUAGGAAGAGUGGAAAUUCUUCCCAUUUCUUGGCACAAGGCAUUACAUGGUGAUGCCACAGGAAUUGAUGAAAAAUUGAAGCCCAUCACACUGCGUUCAAUCCCCAAACUUCGAGAAUUCACAAAUGACACAAUACUGGACGUUCUACUCUUUAACAGCCCAAUAUACUGCCAGCACAUCAUGGACACAGUGGCAUCUGAGAUCAACAGGCUCUUUGCCCUGUACUGCAAGCGUAACCCAGGCUUCAGUGGCCCUGUGUCUCUGGGAGGGCACUCUCUGGGAUCUGUUAUUCUCUUUGAUCUUCUAAGUCACCAGAAAGCUGACUCAGAGGAAAGUUCAACUGAUGGUGUGUCUUCUGCAACGUCUUUACCCACCUUGCCUGCUCAGCAGAAGAAGGAGAGCUCAGAUGAUGAUUCUGAUGAUAGUCCUGGUGAUAGUCCUGGUGAUAUUCCUGGUGAUAGUCCUGUUGAUGAAAAAUCAGUGGAAAGUGAGGAUGACCACUCUCACUGUGAUAAAAACAGAGCCAACUCCAUGACUUCGCCUGUGGACUACCUCAUGGGAGCAUCAGGCACUGGCCAGCCAUCUGUGGCAUACCCCAAGUUGUCAUUCAAGCCAGAAGCCUUUUUCCUUAUGGGGUCACCAAUUGCCAUGUUUGUAACAGUACGAGGCAUUGACACCAUCGGCCCAGACUUUGUGCUGCCCACAUGCAAAAGAGUGUUCAACAUUUUCCAUCCCUAUGACCCUGUUGCAUACCGCUUGGAGACACUCAUUGACCCUUCCUUGACCAAUGUGAGGCCAGUGCUCAUUCCACAUCACAAAGGAAGGAAAAGGAUGCAUCUUGAAUUAAAAGAAACAAUUGAGAGAGUUGGAUCUGAAUUCAAGCAGAAGAUUGUUGACUCCAUUCAGGGAACAUGGAACCGCCUCUAUCAGAUGUACAGUGGGACCUCAACUCAGGCCAGCAUUGACGAACAAGUGGAUGAGGCUCUGGCUUCACAACUGUACUUGGAAGAAGAAGAGGGUCCACCCAGCACAGGCAGUGGGGAGCUGGCCAUCACAGUAGGCCGACUCAUGGUGGACGCAGACUGGACUACGUACUGCAGGAGAAGCCUUAUGAAAGCUUCAAUGAAUACAUUUUUGCCCUCCAGGCACACGUUACCUACUGGGAAUCUGAGGACACACUGUUGCUAAUCCUGAAGGAGCUGUAUGGUCCUCAAGGAAUCCUAACUGAUGCACAGAAAAACCAGCCGUUGUCUAGUCCUCACACUGUGCCAGAUGGUAGUUCUUCCCUGGGUUCACCAUCAGUCAGCCCUCCCAUCAUGCAUCCACCAGUGCUCACCCCAAUGAGCUCUGUCUCUGCACCAAGCGAGCCUGUCCCAAUGUUUUCUGCCUCUGAGACUGUUCCAUUGCUUUCACCUCAGAAAAGUGAAGUUGAUUCUUCCCCUCCUUUGCCUCCACCACCUUCAUCUAAAUUCCAGCCACCUCUUUCUCCACCCUUGUCAUCUGUUCCUCUAUCCCUUUCACCUACUCCUCCCCCCAACUUGCCUGCUCCUCUUUCCCAGUCACCAGUUUCUUCACCUCCAACAAAUGCCCCUCCAUUAAUUCCCACAAUGCCUUUCAAUUCAGCUAUUUCCCCAUCACAGAUGCCUUCUCCUCCAUCCCAACCACCAUUGCUUCCAUCACAAACACCUCUUCUUCCACUGCAGCCCUCCUCUUCUCCCCUACUUCCACCAGCAACCACUAGUGUUCCUCCGCCAUCCAGAGCACAGCCCCGAGUUAUUGGAGGACGACCAGUGAUGGAGUUAUCAGACCAGCCAAUAGGGAUGGACCCAACAGUGCGGCCAGCCAACACUAAUACAGUUGGGCCUCCACCCAAAUUGCCUGGAAUGAAUUUUCGAAGACCUUCACCAUUCAAGAGAUAAACUUGGGAAGGGUAUAAAGUGAGGAGAAACAUAAUAUAGUACAUAAUUAGAACGGGUGAGACAGCUGUUUACAGUAAAAUCCCUCUCAUCCAGCAUUCGAGUAUCCAGCAGCUUCAAGUAUCCGGCACAUUUUUCCCCAAGCCUUAAGAUCAAUAAAAAAUCAUUGUGUACUCAUAAAAUCGAUUAAAAUUCCCGCGCGAGGCAUACUUUGUUCCCUCACCACCAGAGCGCACUGCUUCGCGCCACCCGCGGCCCACUGCACUGUGUUUACUCAGUGACUCAGUCCCGCGUGUGCACUGUUUAUCGCCUGACGCCUUCAUCAUGCCUAAAGUUGUAGAAAAGGGGAAGCGUGUUGUGCUUACACUUAAGCAGAAGGUAGACAUUUGUCGACGAUUAGAGAGAGGUGAAAGCAGACAGAAACUAAUGGCGGAAUAUGGUGUGGGCUCAUCAACUAUUUAUGACAUUAAAUCCCAAACGAAAAAGUUGCGGGAUUACAUGAAAGCCACCGACACCCCAAAGGCAGUGGAAAAUCGUCACACACUGCAGUAUCAUCAUGGUGAAAUGAUGGACAAAGUGUUAUACAAGUGGUUCAGCUUGAAAAGAUCAGAAGGACAUAAUUUCACUUCUAUUCAAGUAUCCGGCAACUGUCAAGUAUCCGGCAUGUCAGCGGUACCGUUGAUGCCGGAUAAGAGGGAUUUUACUGUAUUUUAUUUACAGUAGAAUCAACGCUUUAUAUAAUUAUUAUGUAUAUUUUAUGAAUGUGAUCUUGUACAUAAGGUAUGUGUAGUAUUUAAUGUGACAUGCAAUCAAGGCACAUGCUGCAGUAAAGGCACAUGAAGAUUUUUCUACAACAAGAUAAAGUUCUAAGAUUGAUGAACAUUCAUUCAGGAAUAUUUUUAGAAUUGCUCAUACAUUUCUCUUAUGUAGUUUCUAUUCUGCAUAUAUUAAAAAGAAUACUUACACAAAGUAAGACACAGCGAGACUGAGUAAGUUGAGCCGAAGCUUAAGCUGGAAAGCAGCUUAAUAUUGUGCCUUUUCUACAGCCCAUGCCUCUGCUUAUGAAUUGAAAUAAUCCUGUGGAUUGGGCUCCAUAAUGGUGGUUUCAAGGAAUUGUACAUGACUGUUGGCUAAAGGCUUUUAGUUGUCUUAGUUGCAAAAAAAUAUUUUUAUAUUUCAUUGUUCAUUGAAGAAUUUUAGUGAAUAUAGUUAAUGGUUUUCAAAUGUAUGUAGUGGGACAUACUAUUACUACAUACACAGGGGAGCACUUCCCUUAAUAAUAAGUGUUCCUCCUUGUAUGGUAGAGUGUAUCUCAGUGUGGCAGGUGCAUCAGAAGAGUAAGAGGGUGAACACAGCAGUAUUCUCUUAGACCAGCUGUGUCCUCUUCCUACUGAGGAUUGUCAAAGUAAUUGUGAUCUGUUUCUUCUCCAUUUUCAGGUCUAUUCUUCACUUUUAUUAAUGCCUGUUUGUUUUUGGCUUCUAAGAAAUAGAUGUGGAGAAUUUCACAGUCCAUACUAGCACACAGUGUGUGUCCACUGAAAAAAAUUAGUAGGUAGUGCAGGUAAAUUAUUUUUUAUUAUUCUUUCUUAAAGUAUACCUGAAAAAUCUUUGCAUGCUUCUUACAUUACAACCAAUAUUUAACAUUUGUUAGGGUAUUGUGUCAAUCUUACACAAACAGGCAGCAAUUUAGGUCAACCAAAAAGAUAAAUUGUUAGAGUUUCUUAUUCUUUCAUCAAUUGAAGAAUGAUCUAAUGUAUGGUAUAUUUACAUUUUUGUUGAAAUAUGUCUUUCAACAAAGCACACAUGCCUGGCAAGGAAACAACAUCAGUGACAGUGGUGCUCAUAAGAGAAGAGAAAGGUGCUUUGUAACUGUUAAAUUACUGCUGUUACUGGAUCUGUCUGAAGAAAACUGCAAUUCCUUGAGGCAGUAUUUUUCCAGCAAGUGUUGAUGUCAUGAAUUUCCCCCACUGGCUUCAAUCAGUUUCCACUCUUCAGUUAUGUGCAAGAUUAAGUUAUUGCUUUAUGGUUUGUGAUAAUGUUAUUACUUCUUGGCAGUACAGUAUUUGGUUCUAUAUGAGCAAAGACUUGGGCAGGGCAAGGUGUCAGAAAUCUUGACUGUUAAUCUAGGGUGGAGAUAAAAGAUGCUCCUCUACAGAAAUUAAUUGUUGUGUACUAGACUUCUUGCCUGUCUGUAUACUCUACUGUGGAUUUGUUGCAUGCUGUUAAAUUAUCUACAAGCUCCAUGUGCACAAUGAAUCAAAGUUGAUUGAGUUGAUAAAGUAAUACAUAAGCUUUUGAUUAUAAUUUUCUCAUAAUUUUUUAUCAACUGGACACCUUAUGGUCACAGUGAGCUUACCGUUCUUACCCGGGAAGUUCCUUAGUGUUCAGCUCCUGCCAAAUGUAUUCCUGUAACAAUAUCUUCCAUAAGGAAUUAUUACUUUGUGUAACAUUUUUUUAAAUUGAAAGAAAGUGAAGCAGUGUUGGAACAUUACAUUUAUUUGUUAUGAAGAUGGCAAAAAAGAUGCAUUGUUAUUGGAUUGUAAUGGCCACUUGUGAAUUUUUUUUAUCACCUGGUGACAUAAUUAUUCCAUACCCUGUAGUGGAAGCAAAGUGUGUCCACCUCACUCCUUGGUGGGAUGUAUCUGAGGAAGCUUACAUUAUUUUGCACAAGUCUGAUGGGGAACAUAAAGGGAAAGUUGGAUUAUCACAUUUCAUUCUCAUAGUUCCAAAGAAUUCUUGGAAAUUUACAUAGAUGCCAUCAUAGCAACAAUUGCAAAUAAUGUACACAUAAAAUUCUUACCAGA
This is a messenger RNA of Scylla paramamosain (green mud crab), 5948 nucleotides long. Its product is annotated as SEC23-interacting protein-like. Lineage: Eukaryota; Metazoa; Arthropoda; Malacostraca; Decapoda; Portunidae. Gene Ontology annotation, molecular function: glycerophospholipase activity; metal ion binding. The record is from RefSeq and is a predicted model, not a curated record. Bases 542 to 2416 code for a protein of 624 amino acids. The transcript has 16 exons. Gene Ontology annotation, cellular component: cytoplasm; COPII-coated ER to Golgi transport vesicle.